GAUGAGAAGGUGAUGUGAGAGGAGGCUCCUGAGCAAAGCUCAACCUAUGGCUCUGUAGACUUCUCUCACUGUGGUGAGGAAUCUAGCCUGGAGUGAUGGCUCCUCUUCUGCAGAGUUGUGUGGACUGAGCUACUAGGAGACCAUUACAUCCUGGACAUUGGGUGGUGGUCCUGCUGACCAAGGUGCAACAGUUUGCUUUGAAAUUUGCAAGGACUUGAGCUUCCUGUAUCUGCUGAGAGUUGUCCUGUGGAUGUAACCUGCUGGGAGUUAUCCAAAUCUAUUGCUACCUAAGCACUGCAAGAAUCUGCAGAUUUCAGAAAAUUGUCCAGGGGGGUCUGCAUGUCCUGGGGGAAGGAGGUGCUGGCAGAGACCACCUCUUCUUCUCAUCUUCAAGGGAAUAAAGCUUCCAGAAGAUUGCAAGCAGUGGAGCUGUCACCUGCCUGGAGAGACCUUGUGCUAGGGGGUCCUGGGGAGCCAAAGGAGAUGUUUUUGUCCAAGGAAUGAUACAAGUUUAGGAACCUUUAGUGGAUUUGUAGGGUUUUAUAAUUGCUCCUGGACAUGGAGGGAUUGUGCCUGAAUUUAGACAGUUCUGAGCUACUCAACUCUUCAUGGGUGAACUCCAGCAUGGAGAACCAGAACCACAGCUCCAACAGCACCAGGGAGCCCCUGAAGAGGAAUGAGGAGAUGGCCAAGGUGGAGGUGACUGUGCUGGCCCUCAUCCUGUUCCUGGCCCUGGCAGGGAACAUCUGUGUCCUCCUGGGCAUUUACAUCAAUAGACACAAGCACUCCCGCAUGUACUUCUUCAUGAAGCACCUGAGCAUUGCAGACCUAGUGGUUGCAAUCUUCCAGGUGCUUCCUCAGCUCAUCUGGGACAUCACCUUCAGGUUCUAUGCUCCAGAUUUUGUUUGCAGGUUGGUCACUUACCUGCAGGUGGUGGGGAUGUUUGCUUCUACCUACAUGCUCCUGCUCAUGUCCCUGGACAGGUGCUUGGCCAUCUGUCAACCAUUGAGGUCUCUGCACAGGAGAUCAGACUGUGUUUAUGUCCUUUUCACCUGGAUCCUCAGCUUUCUUCUCAGCACCCCCCAAACCGUCAUCUUCUCUCUUACAGAGGUGGACAAUGGGGUCUAUGACUGCAGGGCUGACUUUAUCAAACCCUGGGGGCUCAAAGCUUAUAUCACCUGGAUAACCCUAGCUGUGUACAUCAUCCCAGUGAUGAUCCUUAGCGUCUGCUAUGGGCUCAUUAGCUACAAGAUCUGGCAGAACAUCCGCCUGAAGACUGUGUGUGAGAGCAACCUGAGGCUGAGCACCAGCAGGAGAGCCACCCUGUCCAGGGUCAGUAGUGUCAGGCUAAUCUCCAAGGCUAAAAUCCGGACUGUGAAGAUGACCUUCAUCAUAGUGCUGGCUUACAUUGUCUGCUGGACGCCCUUCUUCUUCGUCCAGAUGUGGUCAGUGUGGGACCCCAACCCACCCAAAGAAGCCUCGCUCUUCAUCAUCGCCAUGCUCCUGGGGAGCCUGAACAGCUGCUGUAACCCCUGGAUCUACAUGCUCUUCACCGGUCACCUCUUCCACGACCUGCUACAAAGCUUCUUCUGCUGUUCCGCCCAGUACCUGAAGUCCCAGCAGCAGGGCAGCGACCUGAGCGCCAGCCGGAAGAGCAACUCCUCCACCUUCGUGCUGAGCCGCAAGAGUUCAAGUCAGAAGAGCAUCACCCAGCCGUCCACCUUGUGAACGCCCCAGGGACACUGUGGCCCUUAGAGGGCCCGGGGUCCAUGGCGCAGACUGGUCUAAAAUCAGGGCAAGGACUGCGAUCUGCAGGAAAUGCUACUGGUUCCGAGCAUGUAGGAACCAUCAAUAUGGAGGCCAUGUAUGCGGGGGAGCAGUCAUUUUGUCACUAGAUGGGUCUGUACGAUCCUUGGUUAUGUUUGGUGCCUUUGAUGGCAUUUAUUAAACUGAUCUCCCACCCCCCAUCAUGGCGCUGGAGUCCCCGAGACAAGAGGUGGCGCAGGACCGUUUAGCAGUCUCCAUCCUCGACCUGGCGCCGCUGAUCCACAGGGAUCACCUCAAAACAGAGCCCCAGUUCACAGUGGAAAGACGUAUGAUGCUCUGCAGCUUUCCAAUGCACUUUGCCUUCCAGUUGUGCGACAUUUUCAAGAUCUCUUUUUGCUGUCCCAGAAUGGGAAUGCAUUGCACACGAGCUCUUGUCCGCUGGGUGAGCGAGACAUGCCUUCAGCUUGUUAGCAGGAUCGUUUCCAGUCACUGACAGCCAGCGGAGGCUUUGAAAAUAGACAAGGAGCUGAAACACAAAGAUUUAUGAAACCAUCUAAAAGCGGAACUGCCCUUGUUGCCCAUAGCGACCAACCACCGCUCUCUUGAAAAGUGAAAGCUGGGCUGUGAUUGGUUGCUAUGGGCAACAGCUUAAAUGUAGGCGAGAAAGUUGCAAAACUUUUUUCGUGAUAUAACAAGCUUUAUUUACAGAAGACGUGACAAACAAGCGCAGUGUGUGAAUAUGACCUAAGAAGGGAGUCUGUCACCAAAAUAUGACAUUGUACACAACUUCCAUGAUUCAAAUGGUACCUUUGUAAUUUUCUUCUGAGUUUCACCAGCAGGA
Molecule: messenger RNA, 2608 nt
Organism: Bufo gargarizans (Asiatic toad)
Lineage: Eukaryota; Metazoa; Chordata; Amphibia; Anura; Bufonidae
Gene: OXTR
Product: oxytocin receptor
Exons: 2
Coding region: 559-1728 (389 amino acids)
Biological process (GO): maternal process involved in parturition; regulation of systemic arterial blood pressure by vasopressin; G protein-coupled receptor signaling pathway
Cellular component (GO): membrane
Molecular function (GO): oxytocin receptor activity; vasopressin receptor activity; peptide binding
Source: RefSeq, a predicted model, not a curated record